GAUAAAUUCCAUCUGAUGAUGGUUAAUAGUGAGCUGAAAACAUUGAAAUUUGAAACAACUGAACAAUCCUCCUCUGAGAAGAAAAGAAAACAUCCUGUUGCUCCCUCGUCAAGUCGUCAUCCCACCAACGCAGAUGCAAAAUGGGGAGACGGGGUUUAAGCAAAUAAUAGUCGAGGAAGGAGAGGUUCUCCUCACUACACCUCGGCUCGCUGGAGCCGAUAAGGCUGCCGCGCCCUCCCUCUCUCCUGCGGUGCUCCCAUGGAAUCGGCGGCGAUUGGGUCGCAGUCCCCGCUCUCCUUCCCCUCCAACCUCUGGUAUCUGCUCAUGUCAUAUUUAUGGGGUAAAAAAAAUCCAGUACCCAGCUGUCAGUAAUGCGCGGGUUGCACGGGAGGAACACGACAGUGGACAAGAGUGUGUCGGACCAGCUACACGCCAGAUGGGCUGCGACGUUCGACAAGGCCCAGCUGUAGCAAUGGGAUGGUUACCGGGCCGGCGUAGAUCAACUUCUUAAAAGCAUUGCGUGAAGCUUAAGUAGAUGAGAAAGGAGUUGGAAGGAGUCAUCUUGUAACAGAAUUAUAUUCCACCGCAUUCUACUGAAAACUUCUCUAGCUAUCUGUUCUUCUCUACGUCUUUCGUUCUUCUUCCCUGCCUCUACCAAAUUCUUGUGUUCUAGCCUAGCCGAUUGCUAACAAGUGGUAUCAGAUUCGUUCGAUCCUCGGCUUCAAUUUGCCAACGCCAUGUCUCUCGAUUUCAAGCUCAUCCUCGACGAGCUCAAUCGGCGAUUCGACGAGCUAGAGAUUCGCUGGGACUGACGCUUUUCGCCCUCUACGUACCUCGACCAUCCGCCCACACCGCUCAGCGUCCACCAAUCCUCCGACGCAUCUGCCAGCACGCCGCCCACCCCGACUGCAGCCGUUGGGGUCGUCACUGGGGCGGGUGCUUCGAUGACGGCGAGCAGUACUACGAGGCGUCAUCUGUGGUCGCCGACAACUGGGGCGGACUCUUCGAGGGCUGUGAUGCUGUCGCCGAUAUCUUUUCGAACCUGCUCGACUCCGACCCCGACGAGGCGUUCGUCACCUCCCACUCGGACAAGGCGCUGCUCGACAACCACCAAGCCGGCGUCGUCGAUGAUGGACCAGCGGCCACGACAACCUGGUGGUGGUGUGCUUCGGCGACUGGCGACAUGGAGAGCACGCUCAAGGGGAUUCGCGGCAGCGAUGCGCCGUGCGUGCUGGACCUGGACGACGUAGCCACUUUGGCAGGCGGCGUCGAGGACACUUACGACGAGGACCGCGCCACCGAGGAGCAGCUCGCCACGCCCUUGGACACGCUCCUGUGCGCCGGCCUCGACCCUGUCAAGUCGCACAUCGGGUGCCUGCUGCUGCAGCGCCUCAAGCUUUUGCCUACCUCGAUUGGUGCCCAGGUGGUAUUCGAGGAAAUGCAGCAAAGCGCCAUCGUCAGGGACGCGCACGCCUACGGCGUCAUGGUGCAUGUGCCGCCCGUUUGCAUGCUUGAUGGAGUUCACUCUCAACAUUUUUUUGGAACAGGGAUUAUAAUAUAUCAUUCUGAGCACCUGGGUCUGGUUGCAGUUGAUAGGAAAACAGUGCUUGUAUCUAUCGCUGCUAUACUGCUUUCGUUUGCUCCAUAUUCCAUUGAAAUACCUGGAGAGGUUGUUUUCCUCCAUCCUGUUCACAACUUUGCCCUGCUCGCUUAUGAUCCUUCUGCACUAGGAGCUGGAGCAUCUGUUGUCCGGUCUGCUAAGCUUCUAUCAGGUAGUGGUGCCACUAUAGUUGAGGACCAGAAGGUGUUGGAGGAAAAGAAUGCUCAGAAUACAGUGCUGCUACAUCCGUUGCUUCCUAUGGUUGACAAAGGACCAUGGCCACCACCUGUACAGUUGGAAAUUCAUAGUACUGGUAUUCAGCUAAGACCAGUACCUUGGCCAUCUCUUUACUGUUAUGCAGUUUGGGCGUCGUGGAUUGAGUUAAUGGUCGUGGUCGGUUACAUUUCUCCAAAGCCUCCUUGGUUGUCGUUUGCUUCAGAGGCCAAGAAUGUACACGAUCUGUUCAUUGGGGUGUUCUCAGGAGAUGUCUAUUCUAUGUCACUGAGGCAGCAGUUGCAUGAUCCUGGAAAGAAGCCUGUUCCAUAUCAGUAUUUGGCAAGCUACUACGGUGCACUAUUGGGUUGCUCUUGGAGUGUGGAUGGCAAAUAUUUACUGUCAGUUGGUGACAAUGAUCUUGUGCAAGUAUGGAGCAUGAAUGACACAAAUAUCGUUUCAUGUGGCGAAGGGCAUAACUCAUGGACUGGUGCGCUGUGUAUGGCAUUCUAUGCACAAUCUGAAGAAACUAGGCAGAGUCAUUCUGUUCAUAAGUUUGCUCUGGGCACUCUUGCCUUCGAACACACUUUAUCCAGUGGAUCGCCAAUCCGAUCAGAAGUGGAGUUAUUGCCUGAAUCUGUUGAAGUCAUUGACAAAGAUUAUGGUUGGACACGAUACCCAACUGCUUCUCUAGAAUCCAGCAUUGCACGAGAUUGCUGUCCCUCUACGGUGGCUCACCGACAAUCAGUAGUGGAAGCUCUUCUACAGUGUGAUAGGAAAUCAUCUAGCAGAGUUGUAGUAUCACAGUGGGAGUCAUUUUUAGCUGAUUAUUUUAGGCAUACCUGCUUUGCUUCUACAGUUGAUUACUUCCUGAAUGGCUUGCAGCAGCAACAUGGGGAUUGCAUAUCUUCUUUCAGAGUUCACCUAAUUAUAUUGCAAUUUCUGAAUGUCACUGCAUCUGAAACUAAAAGUGGAGUUUGUGCAGCUCACAAUUAUCUGUCAGAUUCACUAGACCAGCAAGCUGGUAUUGGUUGGCCACUUGCUAGACAUGAUGAGAUGGUUUGGCCAAGAACAGCUGUGGUCAGUUACAACAAAUUAGUCGAGGUUCAAAGUAGGAAUCCUAGUAUCUGGCCUAUGCCAUGGUUUUCUUUCACCAUCAUGAGUGGAGGUACUGCAGUUUGGUAUUGUGACACCUUCUGGACGCCUCCAUCUCCACCUACAUAUCCGGAGGAAAAACAUCAACGCCCAUAUGGUGCUCCUUGUCGGAUUGCCUUGUUGGUGGACUUUGAGCUUAAUUAUCAACAACUGAAAUUUGUACACUAUGGAAGAAUUCAUUUCUACAUCUGGGAAGAAUUGGAGAGCUACCAGUCAGUCAUGAAUAGCCAAGUUCAACGCACACAUGAUCAGGAUAGGAGGUCUAUGGUGCUCCUAAAGGGCAAUCUGGUCUUCAUCUUGCCUGGGUUAAUUUUGGUCGCUCAUGAUCUGGGCGGUGCCUGUCAGAGGGACACAAAUGGGACUCUGUCAUGGGCAUCAUAGGGAGCGGUCACUCAUGUGGGGCCGCACCUAUGCGCGCCAAAAGCGAGAGGCCGCAGGGGGCGCUGGCAGCAGCACGCGCAAGGAAGGCACGGACGCUGGCAGCAGCGCGCGCAAGGAAGGCAUGGCAAAGGAAAGCGCGCACAAGGAAGGCAUGGCAAAGGAAAACGCGCGCAAGGAAGGCAUGGCAAAGGAAAGUGACUGAUUUGGUGGCUAAAUUGAUAGACCUAAAUUGUAGGGGAGAUAAUUUCAAUUAGUCACUUGCCUAAUUAGUGGUUGCCUAGUUGGUCAACCGGUGGCCUAUAUAUAGGCCUGUACGCAGGAGACAAAG
Molecule: messenger RNA, 3677 nt
Organism: Zea mays
Lineage: Eukaryota; Viridiplantae; Streptophyta; Magnoliopsida; Poales; Poaceae
Exons: 2
Coding region: 1184-3349 (721 amino acids)
Molecular function (GO): protein binding
Source: RefSeq, a predicted model, not a curated record